Aspergillus mulundensis is the source of this 1023-nucleotide messenger RNA. Its product is annotated as SMP-30/gluconolactonase/LRE family protein. The record is from RefSeq and is a predicted model, not a curated record. Bases 1 to 1023 code for a protein of 340 amino acids. The transcript has 2 exons. Lineage: Eukaryota; Fungi; Ascomycota; Eurotiomycetes; Eurotiales; Aspergillaceae.
AUGCCAUCUCCAAGCCCAUUCGUUAUCCACGACACCAGGUUUCAGGCCAUCCUCGGCGAAACUCCGACUCUCGAACUUCUCGCCGAGAACAAAGCAUACCCUUUCGCUCAUGAAGCGGGCGUGUUCAUCCCUGAGCGCAAUGAACUCCUAAUAACGAGCAAUCGCAUUCAAGAUCCAGACUCGCCUGGAGGUCAGCGCGUUCAAGUAACGAAAGUCCAUCUCAACAAUGGCUUCUCUACCUCGAUACACUCAAAAACAGGAGCAGUAAAAUGCGAGGAACUUACUGUUCCCAUCCCCAUGGCCAACGGCGGUGUCAACUAUAAAGAUGGUAUACUUAUCUGCGCCCAAGGCUCGAUGGAUGCACCAAGCGGGCUAUAUCACAUGUCCACCGAGCCUCCCUACGCAGCAACCCUGCUCAAAUCUGACUUUCACGGUCGCCCGUUCAAUUCAGUGAACGAUGUUAUCGUCCACACAGAUGGGAGUAUCUGGUUCACUGACCCAAUUUAUGGACAUGAGCAGGGGUAUCGGCCGCCACCCCGUCUGCCGAACCAGGUUUACCGGUUCGAUGCCGAAUCUGGGAGUAUCCGCGCAAUGGCAGAUGGGUUCGGCAGGCCGAAUGGGAUCUGCUUCUCGCCGGAUGAGACCGUGGUCUAUGUGACCGAUACAGAUUGGAUCCACGGGGACGGGACCACAGACGAUACACGGGCGUCGUCUAUCUACGCGUUCGACCUUAUAACCCGCCACAACCAGCCCUUCCUAGUCAACCGGCGCCUCUUCGCAAUGGCCGACAGCGGCAUCCCUGACGGGAUCAAAUGCGACCUGGAAGGUAACGUAUACAGCGGCUGCGGCGACGGCGUCAACGUCUGGUCUCCUGGGGGCGAACUUCUAGGCCGAAUAUUAGUUGACGGCGGUGUUGCGAAUUUUUGCUUUGGGAGGGAAGGCGAGAUGUUUCUUUUGAAUGAGCAUCGGCUUUGGAGGGUGAAGUUGGCGGGGGGUGUUAAGGGGGCGCUCCUUAGGAUUUAG